Corythoichthys intestinalis (scribbled pipefish) is the source of this 3438-nucleotide messenger RNA. Its product is annotated as SHC-transforming protein 4-like. Gene Ontology annotation, cellular component: plasma membrane. Lineage: Eukaryota; Metazoa; Chordata; Actinopteri; Syngnathiformes; Syngnathidae. The record is from RefSeq and is a predicted model, not a curated record. Gene Ontology annotation, molecular function: receptor tyrosine kinase binding. Gene Ontology annotation, biological process: intracellular signal transduction; cell surface receptor protein tyrosine kinase signaling pathway. Bases 958 to 2442 code for a protein of 494 amino acids. The transcript is spliced from 15 exons.
AACAAGCAGCACCUGACUUCAAUCAACUGAUUACACUUAUAAAACACCAGAUUGGUGAAAAGGUGUGGUCUUGUUUUGUUGGAGUGAAAUCCUGCACCCACCCUAUGUGGAAUAGUUUGGAGACCACUGCCUUAGGGGCUCCGUAGUUUUUAUGCCUCUGUCGCAAUCGAUAAGCCCCGUGCAACUAUACCGUAACUGAGCACUAGAGGCAGCAAUACAAGAACAAGCAAUAAAACCACCACACUCUUGUACUACUUUACGUAAGGUUAGGGUUAGGCGGUAUGCCCCUGAUAGUUGCUUGCAAUCCAUCAUUUAGCUAAUAUUUUGGAAAUUUUUAGUUAAGUAUGUAUUGCAGUCAAUUUUAUCGCUUAUUUUCAUUCCGUACAUUUUUUAAUUAAACAGCAGUCAAUUAAUUUUCUGGUUCUUUCUUUGAAUAUUGACGCAGAUCUUUGUAUGUAUAUAUAAAUAUAUAUUUUGUAAUUUGUUCUAGACUUCACAAUACUUGACACAUCAGCUCCUUCAUUCACUGCGCCCCGGCUGCCUGUAGGGGGCUGUGUAACUCCACUCCAUUUAUUAGAAGUCGGUGGCAGUGAAACUCUCACACAUGCUUUUGACCACAAAGCCAGAUUUACAUUUAAAAAGUACAAAAGCUGGACCGCAUACUAACAAGAAGGAGUGCUUCAGGAGUGAUUUGUUCGAGAAUUCAAGGAUUGGCUCCUAGCUUUAGGUGAGGGAGGGGUGGAGAUGAAGGAGGAACUGGAAGCUGCCUGUCAAUCUGCUCCAUUCACAGAUUCGAUCCACACACAGAGGGAGAGAGAGAGCAACUCCUAUUCGCAAACAGAGAGCUUGGAGUUCAUUCACAAAAGCUGCACGGAGAACAGAAACGGAGGAGAGUUAUCAAGGGAAGGACAGAUGACUUAAAAUUGCAAGUUUUGGGCUAACUGGACCUUAAACUGCAUGGGAUAUCCCAAGUUAGAGUCUGUUAACACUUGCGUCCCAUCGACUGAUUUUACAAAGAAAUUGCACAGCAGAGCUCCAAGCAGUGAAGACAUGCUGAAGCGCACUAAAUACAGCCGUCUGCACAAUGAUUCAAGAACCUCUCUGGACGAUUGGUCUAUUCGCAUUGACUCUCAUUUUGACAAUUCUCCAUCCGGCGGGAGCGGGUCGCUUAGGUCCGAAAGCGUCAAUCGGCACCCGGAGAUAGGAGAGCAGUUCGGUGUGACCAAUCCCCCCAAAAGACCAAUCACCAUCCAUCGCACGUGCAGUUUUCCCGGGACAGAGGCCAGUCCUUCCUGCAUCCUACACCAAUGCAAGCAGGGCUCUUCAUUGGUCCAUAGAGUGGUCCACCACCACAUGAAGUAUAUGGGUAGCGUGGAAGUGACCCAGCCCAUGAGAGUCCUUGACUUUGACACAAGGAAGCUAGUAACACGAGAGGCCAUCAACAGACUGUGCAAGAGGACGACGGAUAAAAACGCAUCGAAAACAAAGAGUCCUGAACACAAGCAGCUGUCAUGUGUUCUGGGUAGGAACAACCUGCAGUUUUCGGGCAGGCGGGUCAUCCUCAGCGUGUCAGCAGACACGCUGACUCUGCUGGCGGCCUCCUCGCAGAAAAUCACUCAACACUCCAUCCAGGCAAUAUCAUUCGCCUCAGGGGGAGACCAAGACAUGGAAAAUUACAUUGCAUAUGUAGCCAAAGAUCAAGUCAAUCAAAGAGCAUGUCAUAUUCUCGAGUGCCCUCAAGGCCGAGCAGCCGAAGUCAUCCGUAGCAUCGGUUGGGCCUUCGAGUCUCGCUUCACCCAGCUUCUAUGUCACAUGCCGUCGCUCGUCUGCGCUGACCUCAGAUCAGCUGACAGAAUCUGCUGCGCAUGGAGCCGAGAGGAGACGUUAACAGAGCAGAAAGCUGCCCAAGAGAAUAAUCGGGAUGUUACCAGUGAGCGUUAUCACUACUACAAUGUGACUCCGAAGAAGGGAUUUGAGGACACGCGGGUCACGACUGUAGAGAAGGUUGGGUCCUCUGCAGCAGUUUCACUGUAUGAGAAUUGUUCGAUAGCACAGGAAACAGAUGAGCAAUCAACAGACCCACUGGAUUGUGAAACAAGGUGCAAUCAGUAUUCUGCUUGUGAAAGACGUGACCUGAUCCAUGAAGAAGCUUGGUUUCAUGGCAGGUUAGAAAGAGAACGAGCCGAAUCACUUCUCACGCAUAACGGAGACUUCCUGGUCCGAGAGAGCAGCUCCGCCCGCGGUCAGUAUGUGCUCAGCGGGAUGGAUGGAACCACAGUGCGACAUCUACUGCUGAUCGAUCCACAUGGCCAGGUUCGGACAAGUGACCAGGUCUUCCUCAGUGUAGGUCACCUGGUGCGGUUCCACUUGCACAGCCAAAUACCCAUCGUGACCGGGAGCAGCAAGCUUUGCCUCAAAACGCCAAUCCUGCACAGACAUUAGCAUGAACAUGCAAGUGCUCAUUACAUCUGCCUCUGUACCUACUGUAAAAAACUGCAUGAACAGACAACACAGUAGUUUCCAUCAACAGGUUACAUUACAUCCAGGUGUCUAAACUUUUUUCUCCGAGGACCACUUUCCGAAAACGCCAGGGCAAAUUUGAAAUCCCUCCACGUUCAUCUGAGAAACAGAUGAUUGUACUCGGGUAAAAAAAAAUAUGGGGUUUUUAAAAUAUUUAUUUGAAAGUGUGAAUUCAUUUGCUGCUAUUGACGGUAAUAGACGUCCAAUCCAUUUUGAUUGGGAGGUCUGACCCCCAGUCAGAUUGGAUUGGACGUCUAUCUGUGUCAAAGGCAGUGAAACAUGAUCACUCAAUGCCAACCUUCCCCGUUGAAAUGGAUUGGAUGUCUAAACUUCUCACUGGCGUUGAAUGAGGAAGGGUCUAAUUGCAACAAAAUAAUACAGAGGAUAUUGGAAUAUAUUAUAUUUACACUGCUGAAACAAACUGCAGAACAAAGUGAAACUGUCCAGCGACAGCAAAAUCGUCUCGAAAAACACAUUCAAGAGAGCUGCAUUUAUCACAAUGGAUUAUUUUUUUGAUAUGUAAACUAAAUACUGAAGUUCUGCAAUUUCCUACAUGAAUUUCUAUAAGUUGUCAGGUUUUGACCCAUGAACUAAUGGAGAGGCAUUGUUUUAAGUGACUAGCUCCAUCUAAAGCUUGGAAAUGCAAGCCAAGGUAGGAAGUUUGUGCAAGCUACUUUCAUUAUAUAUUUUCGUGAUUUGCUGCAGGCCAGUAAAAACAAGGAAGUGGGCCCUAGUUUGGACACCCCUACGUUAUAUUGUAUUUGCAAUUUGGAACUCUGUUGGGUACAUAGUGCCUUUUUAUGUGAAGUAUUUGUCAUAUCCACUUUGUGCCUAUCUGACUUUUCAAGCACAAUCGCCAGUGUUUUUUUUUUUUGGUCUCUAAAGGGAUUUUAUUUUAAUGACUGGCAUAAAUAUACA